Peromyscus eremicus (cactus mouse) is the source of this 3267-nucleotide messenger RNA. It is a transcript of the gene Blacat1, whose product is annotated as BLACAT1 overlapping LEMD1 locus. The record is from RefSeq and is a predicted model, not a curated record. Bases 2801 to 2902 code for a protein of 33 amino acids. The transcript has a single exon. Lineage: Eukaryota; Metazoa; Chordata; Mammalia; Rodentia; Cricetidae.
UUCCCACCGGAGCAGAGAUGAAGCAGGGUACUCCAGGAUCUAUCUGACCCAGUCGGUGGGGGGGUCAUGGGAUCUGACUUCUCCAGGAGGCCUCCAGCCCAUGUUGAAAGUAAAGCUUAACUGCCAAGUGUGGAGGAUGCAGGCAGGGAAGGGCGUGCAUGCCUGCCAGGGCAGAACACUGGUGCAGAGAUUUGGCAGUGGGGCUCUCAAGGGCCCCUGCUGGUGGGGCCUCGGGAGAAAAGGAAUGAAGCCAUAACACUCAGACACACCAACUGGAAUUCUCUGCCCCAUGCGUUACCCACUUCGGGGACUAAGUCCAGUGGCCUUUGUGCCCGGACUGCCGGGGUUAUACCCCUGUAUGGGACUCCUAGCAAGGAUGAGAAGGAGAAGCCGGAGGACUUGAGGGUCAAUAUUUGGGCAGAGUAGCCUGGCUCUCUGCCUUGAUCUUGCUGCCUUUGGGAGCAAAGAACCCAGGAGUCCCACUGAGCGGUCGCAAGGGGCUCUCUUCCUGUGCCCCAUAAACCCUUGUUCCUCCUACACCUGCCCCGACUUUCUCCAUGGGGUGUGUGUGUGUGUGUGUAAAAACUAGUGUUUUCAUCAUCCCCUAAGGACUCUGGGCAAGAACAGGCAUUAAAGGGGAAGAGGAAAGAGGGUGUCCUGGGACUGAGAGACGCUAGACCGGCCGUGGGGCGGGGGCGACACGCUGUUUCAAGAGCGGGUUUCCUCCCCAGGCAAUCCUUGUGGUGUCCUCCGUGGUGUGUGUCCGUUGCUGUUUUUUUCUUCUGGUGACUUGAGAGUGCUUUCUGGAUAAUACCCUUCACCUGCACCCCAGCAUGGAGUGUGUGCAUUAGUUACCAAUGACAAGGGACCCCACUGGCUCUCUCCCUCCCCUCCAGAUCUAGGUAGGACUCCCAGUGCCCACGUAGUCCCUCAGGUUUGGGCUGUAAAUGUCAAGCCCUGACUAGCCACCCGGUAUUCAGAAAAAAAUGGACUCAAGGCCCAGAGAGAUCGAUGCCCACCUCAGCGUCAAAAAUAGGACCUUGCGUGGACGGCCCCCACCCCUGCUUUGUCAUGAGGGGGAUCCAGAGAUUGCUGCAGUCGGUAGAUCUAGAAAUAUAGUAGUUGUGUCUCGGUUCUAUCUAUAUAUAUCCGAGAGACUUCUCUGCUCACUAUAUAUACUCCACCAGAGUGGGUGUGUAAGUGGUGCUGGAAAGCAGGUUAUUAAAUAGCAGCCUGCCUUCCUACCCGUGCUGACUCAAGCUGGGCCUCCUGCCCAUCCAGCUGGUCACUGGAAAUGCAGUAUCCCUAUUAAUUACAGUGAUUGGAUGUAUUACCCGGGACUGGGGGUGGAUCCUGACGGGACCAGCUCCAUAGAAGGCAUUCAGCUGUGCAGGACAAGCACGUUGGAAGUCUGUCCCAAAGGAGCUCCCCAGGAACUGUCCAGACAGUCACCACAUGGGUCCCGCCUGGUUCCUCAAGAGACCGGAAAGCUACUUCACAGGUGUGCCUUGAGUGAGCAGGGCACCAACUGUACCAUUUCUGCAGGAGAUGAGGGGGAGGCGGGUGCCUUGUGCUUCUGCUCACCCUCACCGGCUUUCUCCCGGUGUUCUUCCUAGAGAGAGAAGCCAUUCCCAGCAGGCCUGUGGUGCUGGCCUGACCUCUGGGUAGGAUGCCUACCUUCCUGUUCCAAGCUGACUGGAAGGCGUCUCUUUCCCUCUCACAGCAGGAUUGUUUAGGGACAGGAUGGGCAGAGACGUGAAAGGGGGGUGUGGUGGGGGGAUGACGACCAUACCGAUGAGUAACACAAGGAGAAUUGAAAUGAGUGGAUAAAGAGUAUGCUUCCCCAGCCUGGGCCCAUAACCCCUGGCCAGACUCCUGUGUUCCACCUCAGGCCUACCCCGGCCUCAACCUUCACCUCAGACUGGCCUUUUACCUGAGGAAGGAAAGGUAUGCCACCCUCCCGGCCCUUUGUGCCGUGCAGGAACUAAAUACACUGCCUGUUAGCUGGAGGCCCUCCCUUUCUGUCUGCUUUCCACACGACCAGGACAGCAUUAGAGGGAUUGUGUGCUGCCUUGUGUCCCUUGUAAGGGUCUCUAGGAGUUUCAGACAACUUGGGAUUGUUAGGGAAGGACAGACUCUGAGACUCCAUUCUAGAUAUGUAAGUAGAGGCUUCUUCAGCCUGUAAACUCCCGCAUCUGGAGUGUUGGAUGUGUGAUCUCAAGAGUCCAGUGGACAUCCCACCCCCACCCCCACAUGUGAUAUUGGAACCUGCAUGAAAUGGCAUGUCCAGAGACUGGUUUAAGCCUGCGUGCUUCCUGUUCAUCAGCUGCAGCUGUGUGGGGAUGAGGUGAGGCGGAAGGCCAGGGACAACACAGGUAGCAGCUGGGCUUCCUGGUUUUUUUGUUGUUGUUGUUGUUGGUUUGGGUUUGGGUUUUUUCAAGGUUUCUGGGUUUCUCUGUGUAGUUUUGGUGCCUGUCCUGGAUCUCACUUGGUAGACCAGGCUGGCCUUGAACUCACAGAGUUCUGCCUCCCGAGUGCUGGGAUUAAAGGCGUGCGCCACCACUGCCCGGCUGGCCUUCCUCUUAAGGUGAUGCCAGUUCCACAUGUAGCAGGAAAUGAGAAGCUGUGGUUUGGUGGCGGAACUCCUUUACUUGACGAUACGACAGGCAGCAGCCUCGGGGAGCCCCAAGGGUUCUGGGAACGAUAACCCCAGCUUGCUUCUCUUCUUGCUUCUCUCCUACUCUCCUACCCUGCCUUUCCCUACAGAUAUCUGGUGAGCAUUCCCCGCCUGGCCCAGGGCAUGCCCCAGUUCACUUUCGCCUGUUUCUGUGGUCUUCACGGCUUCUGCAAGAUGAAGAGGAAGAAGGAAGACGUUCACAGAGAGCGGGAAACAGCGGUGUGAGCAGAACCAGGGCCUCCUUGUCAGCUCCCAGUGGCUCCAGGCCUGAGGCUGCUCACUGUUGUGGAGCUCAGUGCCUGUGCCUCCGUCUUCAUCCAACGGGAGUCUGACUGCCGUGAGGGCAUCCGCCUCUUGAGCCUUCUUAUGGCCACCCCUAUUAGCUUCCAGUCUUCUGUGUUCCUGGAGCGAGGCCUCAGCUACACAAAGGGAUUUCCAGGACCCACCACUUGCCUUCUUCACCAGACUGGGCAAGGAAUGAGGCUCCCAGGCUCGUCUCAGGGCUACGUCUCCCAUGAGGCUAAUGUGACCUUGGGAGAGGAAAGUAGCUGCUCCUACAAACGCCUUGGAGAGUUUGAUGUUUGAGACAC